CGCGGACUGACUGCCCAAAUCCUCUGCAAGCGAAGCUUCAUGCACUCUUGAGCGAACAAUGAUGGCCUUCGACGGCUGGAACAAGAUGCGUCAUUUAUGGAGGGUGAAUUCGUCUCCUUCUGAUUCAAAUCGUCGUUUUGUGUUUAUAUAUGACUAUUCGCCACUCCAAAGCGGCACACUGGCAUGGUCUUGUUCUUGUUGAUGGCACCGUGACGGCUUCCGGCUGAUUAUGCGCGCCCAAUGAUGCAUCAACUCCGAUUUCUGUUAAACGCUGCUUGGCAGCACGUCAUCUCGGGCGUUCUAUCAGUUGUCUGCGCCGUUUUUACCGUAUGUGGCGUCUUGCUCUCUCCUGUAUUGCACUUCUUCCGAGUCGGACACCAUGACAUCGAGGAUCCCGGAUCCGCACACGAACAUUGCGCUCGGCCCGCUCCUGAACCUUCAGUAUCGACUGCAAAUGCAAACUCGUCUGGUCGGUCAACGCCGACAUCGUCAUCGACCGACAGUCUAUCUCCGCCGCCGAUGGGACAUGAACUGGGGGACUUUGCCGGAAUCGGUGGCAUAUUUGAAGAAGGGUAAUUCUACCCAACGUAUGAUGCUUUUACAAGGUUUUACGUGAUCUGAGCGAUUUACCGGCAGGCGGGCGCAUUGGAGCGCCAUGGUCAUUAGACAGGAUGAGGCGGUUAAGGUAAUAUGGCGUGGCAGGCUUGAAUGGAUAACUAAGUUUCCCUGGUAUCAAAAGUGAAUCUGUAUGAUGGCCUGCAACAUUAGGUAGGUAGGGAGUUGGGGCUCCUUGGCACGUGACUUCGCGAUUCCAGACGCGGGGUUACGCGCUAAAACAGUGCCAAGCCUUUGUUGAGCCGCAAACGUGGCGGUGCAGAAGUCCUAAAACCUCCUAGUGUUUCUAAUGACUAUCAGUGGCGGUGCAAAUGAGGCGCAGGACUUUGUUAUGUUGACAGCGCUGCUUCUCCGUCAUCAACGCCGCCACCGACUGCUGCGAUACCCUCAUCAGCCCAAUGCUGCGUGUUAUGUUUUGUUUAUCCCGGUUAAUCUUUCGCAUUGGCACUCACUCGCCGGCCCCGAUGGGCAAUCCCUGGUUCGCCCAUCAUGUCAGCCAUUGUCCUCCUGUCCUCUUCGCCGCCGCAAACAUUUGCCCGCUCCCCGACUCCGGUCGACUGCUCGUCACCCUUACCCUCGCCCGGCGGGAUAUUGAGAGACGCCACACAGGGCUCGAAGCGGUUCAAAUCUGCUAGCAAGUCGAGGAAUGGUUUCUCCAAUGGUUUCAGCACCGCCCGGUCGUUGCUCGCAACAAAGACUGGCGCGGAGAAUAUCCCUCUGCGUUCCCCUGGGAAGGAGAGGUUCAAGACAGGCAGUCCAAUUGCUUCGCAGCAUCGUGGUGGGACGGGCAGCCCUCGAGGAAGAUUCAUUUCGGAAAAGGUAGAUGGCCGGCCGGACGAGAAUUCGGGUUGUUUCCCGCCCUCGCAACCUCAACCGCAAAUGGUUGCCAAUGAUCAAGAAUGUCCUCCUCAUGCGGAUAUAUUUGACUUUCCGGAUAGCACGCCGCCUGAAAAACUUUCAAGAGUGGAAGAACCAAGACAUAUGGAUGAUAGUCCUUUGCACUUGGAAAAGGCGAUACCCAGACGGUUAGAUUGGACGCCGGUAAAGCCAAGCGGUAAGGCAUCAACCAAUACAAACGAAGCGGUAGACCAUGCGGCGAGCUUCUCGAAAAGCCUGUUGGAGGAUUUUACGUAUGCCGAGUCGAAAUGUCCUGAAACCAACAAGCUUACGACCAAAUUGGACGUCAAUGGCGAACCGAUGAAACGAAGGCGCAUAGACUUUGUGGUCACGGCGAACUCGUUAAGGGAAACAGUGCCAAUGCUACCUCCUCCAAAUAAUAACCAGGGCAAAAAGGGCGAGAUGAAAGGGAGCAAGAGAAGGAGUAAAUCGCCCACAAAGAAGAUGCUCACCAUUACUGGAUUGGCUACCUCCAAUUAUGGCCAGGAUCAUGGAAAAAGCGACAGAAAAGUUGCACCAAUGUUGGAAUAUUUAACAUCAACACAAUUUGGUGCAGAAAGCGAGGCUGGAUCUGCCACUGAACAGCAAGCGAAGCCGAAACCUGGCCGCAAGAAAGCCAGCGCAAACAAGAAAGCACCGGCCAGAAGUCGUCUGGUAUCCCCUACAUCUGCCAUGAAGGCUAUUGAAAGUCAGGAGGCCUUGUUCGGGUCUGCAAGCCAGCUCGCUCGCGACGAGUCACCUACUUUGUUGCGAGAUACCUUGGAAGCUCUCAAGAACUCAGAGUGCUUUCUGUCGUCAGAUCCCAUCUCUCCGCAGAGGACACAGCCGAUAUCCAUCGAGUCAACUUCACCAUAUCAAUGCCGAGGCACAAGCAGAUUCGUCAAGAAGAAAAACCUAUGGAGCGCUGCCGGCAGAGACGAAGAUAAUGCACUGUUGCAGGUUGAUACCGUUGACCUUGUUGAUUCUCCCGCGGUACGGCUGGCCCUUGCUGGGAAAGAUGUCCUCCUGCAGCCGGCGGAGCCUGUGCUUCCAAAGGCUUGUGACGGGCUAAGAGAAUGGCACGCCCACGUCUCGGAUACCCCUCUGAUCAGAAAAGCCGGUUCGUUGGUCGAUAUUGACGAUAUCGUAACUCCUGCCGGAGGAAGGUCCACAGUCUCUCCUUCGAAGAUCCAAAUGAGAUCUUACCAUACUUCACGGCCGUUAGAACCAGAGGCGAGAGCUACAGAGCCGAGCAAAUCCGAAGCUCGACCAGCCGAAGAUGUCGCACCAUCUCCCGCUCCCAGCAAACCUGUUCCCGUGAAACCAUGCUACGCAGGUUUCUCCACUCACGAGCUGCAGAAACAGAUCUCGGCAUACGGUUUCAAGCCGGUCAAGAAGCGCGAGAAGAUGAUUGAACUACUCGACCGAUGUUGGGAUGACAAGCACGGCAUUGCCCCCCAAGAAGAGAAUCGUGAGGCAAUGACGCACGGAGAUUUUCUCAGCAAAGUCCAUGAUGUCUCUGCUCGGCCUGUACCUAAAGUGAAGAAGCCCCGCGGCAAGCGGAAAUCCGAAACCUCAGGCGAACCUAAGCCCGCAAAGGAGCCGAAGAAGAGGAAGAAUGCCGAACCGAAAUCAAAGCGACUGUCAACAGAAGCCGCCGAAGUGAAAAAGGAUACAGAAGCGCCGGCCGAACAAGCCAAAAAAGCGGUUCGCAAGCGGACAUCCAAGAAGGCGCUAUCAGAGGAAGUGGUGAUGGAUGUGGAUGAUAUUGACGCCGACAAAGAGGUUGAUGGUGGUCUAGAUGGUGGGACUGUGGUUGGGGAAUCGGCAAAGCCUGCUGCCACUCCAUUCGAUUCAAAGACGAAGCCAAGCUUGAAGCAGGCCCCAACUCCACAAGCGAACAAGCCGGCAACACCUCCACCCACCUUGCCACCCAUAAGCUUCUCAUCGUCUCCUCCAGCCCCAGUUACAGGCCUCCAGAGUGGUGCACUUGGCUCUUUGGUGCAGACAGCGUCGUACUCGAACCAUCCACCUACUGAAGUGACACCCCCGGAAGAAACAGAUAAGCGACCAUCCUCAGCUGGAAGUCUCCCUGCACCAGGAGGACCGAAGACUACCCUACGGAAGCGAAAAGCAGCGACAAAUUCAGACCCGGAUCCAGAGCCAGAAACCAAACCAAAACCGAGAACAAAUGCGAAGACGAAGGCGAAGGCAAAGUCAAAAACGGAUCCAGCAACGGUUCGAGAGUCCCCUUGUACCACUUCACUUACACCAGACCACACUCCUCCAGCGGCACUUCCCGAUAUCCAAGCCCAAAUCCACGCAGCGAUCCAUUUCCGUCCUCAACCUCAAUUUCAACCUCAGCCUCAACCUCCGCAAGACUCACAGAGGACGGAGUCCGGUGCCACCCAACCCAAGGGGGAAACCAACUCCAGCUCCAAGGCUAAGACUAAGGCAUGCCUUUCAGCUACUGCGCGCGUGCCGACAUGGCGUGAAAAAAUCCUCAUGUACGACCCUAUUGUCCUCGAAGAUCUGACGGCAUGGUUGAAUACCCAAGGAUUCGCGGCGAUAGGGGAGGAUCGAGAAGUCUCGGCGCUUGAAGUUAGGGAGUGGUGCGAAAUGAAUGGCGUUUGUUGUCUUUGGAAAGGUGGAUGGAGGGGGAAUAAGAAUAAGGAGUGAACGAGGGCACGAGUGGACUUCCCACCCGAACUCAGUUGUCAACAGAAAUUAUGGUGGGUGGGCAUAUAACACGGUGAUGAUGCCGCUCGCUCGCUGUACGAUAGGAUGGAACGGGACAGGACACGGUUUGUUGAUGCCGUGUACAGUACCUACCUAGCUUUACCUAGCUUUUGGAUAUUGAUACAACACUCGAAUCAUCAAUACCCAGCUGGUAUUGUAGCGCCUCAGUACAGAUAUGCUGGGCGCUUAUUGUUCAAAUGCGCCCCUAAUCGUAGGGGUUUAAUAGUCGGACUCUACGGAGGACACUGGCAUGCGUUGCAAUGUGGUGAUGGUCGGAGUACUGUACGCACUUCAGCCUGACGAUGACUGACAGCAGCAAGAUCGUGGGGAGAUCCCGGGCUGAUAUCUUAGAUACCUUACCGGAGCUAGCGGUCUGUCAGACUUUAAGGGUGACUGUGACAUUUGACUCGGCCGCUCGGGUUGCCAUUUCUUUUGCCGACAAGAAAGACAUGUCAUAGUAUAGAUAGAAAAGACCAAGGAAGUGUAAAAC
Messenger RNA from Exophiala dermatitidis NIH/UT8656, 4720 nucleotides. RefSeq lists its product as uncharacterized. Gene Ontology annotation, cellular component: nucleus; Slx1-Slx4 complex. The coding region runs from base 1105 to 4170 and encodes 1021 amino acids. Gene Ontology annotation, biological process: DNA repair; DNA replication. NCBI's taxonomy places the organism in Eukaryota, Fungi, Ascomycota, Eurotiomycetes, Chaetothyriales, Herpotrichiellaceae. The transcript is spliced from 2 exons. Gene Ontology annotation, molecular function: 5'-flap endonuclease activity. The record is from RefSeq and is a predicted model, not a curated record.